This is a messenger RNA of Rhopalosiphum maidis (corn leaf aphid), 2949 nucleotides long. Its product is annotated as proton-coupled amino acid transporter-like protein CG1139. Gene Ontology annotation, biological process: amino acid transmembrane transport. Bases 325 to 1854 code for a protein of 509 amino acids. NCBI's taxonomy places the organism in Eukaryota, Metazoa, Arthropoda, Insecta, Hemiptera, Aphididae. Gene Ontology annotation, molecular function: amino acid transmembrane transporter activity. The record is from RefSeq and is a predicted model, not a curated record. Gene Ontology annotation, cellular component: vacuolar membrane. The transcript is spliced from 11 exons.
CGUACGCCCGCCGCCGGUUCAAAUAUUCGUCCCGUCGUCCCGCGUACAACCACUUAAUCACCGUAAUCACACCAACAGUAGUUGUUUGUCGGUGUAAAAGUAUUCAAUUCAUUUAUUUUUUUUCCAAUUUCGAAUCACGUACCUGAGAUCGUUUAGUGCAAUCGUCAACAAUCGAUUUUAAAGUCAUCCGCAGUAUAUUGUCAACAUCACCACCAGUCAAUAACCAGUGAGUUCGGUCUCCGCGACGAGUAAUACAUUCCAAUUCCGUACCACGGAAACAUAUGCACAGAAGAUUGUGCAUACACGCAGCUCAAGACAGUAGAAAUGACAGACAGCAUGACGCGGAACUUCAAUAAUUAUCCUUCCACUACGAAACCAGAACAACACGUCUCCAAACAACAAAUGGCAGCGGUGGACGGUUACGAUAACCAAGGGAUGCUGAGAUCUGAGUUGGACAUCAACGGAAAACCCGUCAACGGAAACACUUGCAUCAACAUGGACAGUCUCAACAAGUGUGUCGUCAUCAAUACAAAAGGUGACACCGCCGCACAGCUGAAUGAGAAACAGAAUUACUACAACCCAUACCAACACCGCGACGUAAAACACCCCACAACAUAUUUUGACACCCUGAUACAUCUCCUAAAGGCUAGUCUGGGAACGGGAAUUCUAGCCAUGCCCAGUGCCUUCAAAAACGCCGGUUACGUGGUUGGUACGUUGGGUACAAUCAUCAUCGGAAUACUGUGUACAUACACAAUACAUCUGCUGAUCACCGCGUCGCACGAGCUGUGCAUCAAAAGGAAAGUGCCCAGUCUCACGUACCCGGGUACCGUGGCGGCGGCUUUCGAAGAGGGUCCUAAGUUCACUAGGAUAUUGGCUCCUUACGCCAGAAUGAUGACAAACAUGUUCCUAGUCCUGUACCAAAUCGGUUCCAGUUGUAUUUACGUGGUGUUUAUUGCUAGCAAUCUCAAAGCGGUCGGCGAUGCCUAUCUCGGCGGCAACACAGACGUGCGAAUGUAUAUGGUGUACCUGUUGAUCCCACUGAUAUUGAUCUCUUGGGUAAGGAAUCUUAAACUCCUGGCGCCGUUCUCCUCAAUUGCAACUUGCAUGACCAUCGUGAGUUUUACAUUGAUUUUCUACUACAUUUUCCGGGAAGCGCCGUCAUUCGUCGGCCGCGAACCAGUCGGUACCGUCAACAGUAUACCAUUGUUCUUCGGUACUGUACUUUUUGCCAUGGAAGCCAUCGGUAUGGUCUUGCCGCUCGAAAACGAAAUGAAGAACCCCAAGAAAUUUGGCAGUGUGUUUGGCGUGCUUAAUGCUUCCAUGUUGCCCAUCUCUGUUUUGUACACAGUUGUCGGAUUACUCGGCUAUCUGAAGUACGGCGAAAAUACCACCGGUAGCAUAACACUCGACAUGCCCCAGACCGAAGUGCUCUCUCAAGUCGUGAAACUCCUUCUGUCAAUUUCUAUUUACUUUACUUACGCUCUGUCCAACUACGUCGCAUUUGACAUCCUCUGGAAGGGCAUGGAACAAAAGAUGGAAAAGAAUGAGCACAGGAUCUGCUGGGAGUAUGCACUACGAACAUCCAUAGUGAUCAUCACAUUUUUCUUCGCCAUUGCCAUACCAAACUUGGAGCACUUAAUCUCGCUGAUCGGCGCGUUCUGUUUGUCUUCUGUGGGCAUCGCGUUACCAGCGAUCGUCAGUUUUUUGACAUUCUCCGACGUCUACAAGGACGAAGGAAACUUGCGGUUCGGUCUAUUCUGCCUACGCAACUUGCUGAUUAUCCUCAUCGCCAUAUUCGCGUUCGUAAUCGGCGUGUCUACAAGCGUGUCCGACAUCAUACAUCACAUGACGUGAUUUCCUCCGUUUCAAUCAGCAUUAAGUUCGUUUCUGUCACGGGUUUUAUGGUCAACCCACACCAAAAACGGACUAUACGACAACUGCAACAACAACAACAACAACAAAAACAACAACGACGACGGUGACCAUUGGUUGUCGUGCGUCGGGUAGUUAAAAGUUUUUUCCACCUCACUCACUCGCGAGUAACGACCAAUCAUUGUUUAUAUUAUUACAUCAAUAUUACGUGUUUGCUUCGGUAAACUCUUAAACCGUGUAACAAAUAAGACAACUCAAAUCCAAUAUUCUAUAUCACGUCAUUAAACUACAAUUGUUUGCGUUAUUGGUUUAGAAUUUGGAUGGAUAAUGCCCACUCAGUAUUUUUAUUGUCGUUUUAUAAUAAUCGUAUUUGGUUUUAUUAAUAUUGUAAACUCUUAUUAAUGGAAUCCGACGUUUAAAAUCAAAAUAAUAAUAAUAAUAUUACCAACGUAGGUGUUUAGGUUUCCAACCGGUCCGAGUACGGCGCGGGUCGGUUUUCAAAUUAUGUCAUACUAUCAUAUGUAUUUUAGUGUCAAUCAAAAUUAUAUUAUUUCACACGAAUAUGCGUGAAAUUCACAAUGCAUUUGGCAAAAAAAAUGGUUUAUAUUGACUUUAAAGUAACGCUCGGAACAAAUAACAAAUAUAAAGAAAAAUAUUCUUUGUAUUUUUUUUUUUUAAUAUAUAUAUAUACUUUUGAUGUUAAACAUUUAACUUACACUCUGUACAAUGUUAUAAGUUGAGUGCGAACAAAUUUUAUUUGAUUUCAAACUCAUGGCCAUUAUUUUUUAAAAUUAAAACCAAAUAACAGGACAUCAAACACAAAAGUUUCUUUUUUUUAAUCUUGUCUUUAUGAACCAAGCAUCCAUAACCUCAGCCGUUUUAACAUUCCUUCGCUGAAUACAUUUUUCAAUAAUAUUUUGUAUAUGUAACAUACGGUGUAGAUGAACCAUUUGGAAUUGUAUUGCUCAAUAAGUACUAUAUUUAUUUUACUAUUUCUACUAUUAUAAAUUGUAUCAAUAGACGUAAAUUGGUUAGUAAAAUAAAAAUAAUUGUUGUUGAGAUAGAUCUCUAGUUUAA